Rhodotorula toruloides NP11 is the source of this 717-nucleotide messenger RNA. RefSeq names its product ubiquitin C. The transcript has 4 exons. Gene Ontology annotation, biological process: protein ubiquitination; modification-dependent protein catabolic process. Gene Ontology annotation, molecular function: protein tag activity; ubiquitin protein ligase binding. The record is from RefSeq and is a predicted model, not a curated record. Gene Ontology annotation, cellular component: nucleus; cytoplasm. NCBI's taxonomy places the organism in Eukaryota, Fungi, Basidiomycota, Microbotryomycetes, Sporidiobolales, Sporidiobolaceae. Bases 1 to 717 code for a protein of 238 amino acids.
AUGCAGAUCUUCGUCAAGACCCUCACCGGCAAGACCAUCACCCUCGAGGUUGAGUCGUCGGACACGAUCGACAAUGUCAAGGCCAAGAUUCAGGACAAGGAGGGCAUCCCUCCCGACCAGCAGCGCUUGAUCUUCGCGGGGAAGCAGCUCGAGGAUGGUCGUACUCUUUCGGAUUACAACAUCCAGAAGGAGUCGACCCUUCACCUCGUGCUGCGUCUCCGCGGAGGCAUGCAGAUCUUUGUCAAGACGUUGACGGGCAAGACCAUCACCCUCGAGGUUGAGUCGUCUGACACGAUUGACAACGUCAAGGCCAAGAUCCAGGACAAGGAGGGAAUCCCUCCCGACCAGCAGCGCUUGAUCUUCGCGGGGAAGCAGCUCGAGGAUGGUCGUACUCUUUCGGACUAUAACGUCCAGAAGGAGUCGACCCUUCACCUCGUGCUGCGUCUCCGCGGAGGCAUGCAGAUCUUUGUCAAGACGCUGACGGGCAAGACGAUCACCCUCGAGGUCGAGUCGUCGAUCACCCUCGAGGUCGAGUCGUCCGACACGAUCGACAACGUCAAGGCCAAGAUUCAGGACAAGGAGGGCAUCCCGCCCGACCAGCAGCGCUUGAUCUUCGCGGGGAAGCAGCUUGAGGACGGACGCACGCUUCAAGAUUACAACAUUCAAAAGGAAUCGACCCUGCACCUCGUUUUGAGGUUGCGCGGUGGAAAUGCGUAG